AUGGGCUCAAACGCGCCUAAGAACCUGGCCCUGAGGCUCCCGGCCUUUGGCACACCGUUGGAAAAGAUCGAGCUUCCCAUUCCCGAAGCGACCACCGGCACCGUCGUCACUCGCGUUCUGGCUGCGCCAGUCGUUCCCUACACGCAUCUCGCCCACGACGGAAAGCUCCCGCAACUGAACCUGGAACCACCCUUGAUCCCCAACUCCGCCGGAAUCGGGCGCGUGCACGCAGUCGGCCCUGAUGCAGUGCGCCUAAAGCCCGGCGAUCUCGUCUAUGUUAAAGCCCAGGUCCAGGCCCGAGAUGAUCCCAACACCAAGAUCGUCAUCGGGCACAUCGGGGGUAGUGGGCCCCGGGCGAAGAAAUUGAUGCAGGGCGAGUGGAAGGACGGGGCUUUCCAGCAAUACCAGAAGGUGCCGCUGGAGAACUGCUAUCUCCUCAAUGAGAAUCGGCUGUGCAGAGAGUUGGGGUAUGAUGCGGCUGUACUACAGUCACUCACGAUGUACGCCAUCUCGGCUGGCGCCAUCAUCGAAGCGGCGGACCUCAAGCCCGCAGAAACCAUUGUGAUCGGCCCGUCUGGAGGCACUUUUGGUGGACUCGCCGUUGAGAUUGCUCUUGCGCUUGGUGCAAAUGUUAUUGCUCUCGGCAGGAAUAAUGAGAAGCUUGCGGCGAUGCAGAAGACGAUUAACCAUCCCAGACUGCAGUAUGUUGUCAUGAGCGGUGAUGACGAGGUUGAUCGGAAGGCAAUCAUCGACAAGACGCCUGACGCUGCCGGAGCGGAGGUCUACAAUGACUGGACCCCAGGUGAGUUACCUGGUCCGCUGUACCUCUCCGCUGCAUUCAGUGUACUCAAGUGUCAGGGCCGUAUCGUUCUGAGCGGUGGCACCAUGGGUGGUCUUGGGGGCAUCAACUACGCAGAAGCUGUCUACAAGGACCUGCAGAUUCUUGCGAAGUGGGUGUGUCAUCGCAAGACGCUGGAGCAGCUCAUCAACAUGAUCACCCAGGGGCAGCUCAAGAUUGGCGCUGAGAGUGGCACGAUCACGAAGAGCUUCACGUUGGAUGAGGUCGAGGAGGCAAAGGAAUAUGCGAAGAGAUACGGUGGCUGGAGGCAUUACGCAGUCAUGAGCCCUUAG
Molecule: messenger RNA, 1131 nt
Organism: Colletotrichum chrysophilum
Lineage: Eukaryota; Fungi; Ascomycota; Sordariomycetes; Glomerellales; Glomerellaceae
Exons: 1
Coding region: 1-1131 (376 amino acids)
Cellular component (GO): mitochondrion
Molecular function (GO): oxidoreductase activity
Source: RefSeq, a predicted model, not a curated record